Messenger RNA from Cadophora gregata, 4262 nucleotides. RefSeq names its product Glycerophosphocholine phosphodiesterase. Gene Ontology annotation, molecular function: glycerophosphocholine phosphodiesterase activity; protein binding. Gene Ontology annotation, biological process: glycerophospholipid catabolic process. The transcript has 4 exons. The record is from RefSeq and is a predicted model, not a curated record. NCBI's taxonomy places the organism in Eukaryota, Fungi, Ascomycota, Leotiomycetes, Helotiales, Ploettnerulaceae. The coding region runs from base 1 to 3501 and encodes 1166 amino acids.
AUGAAGUUCGGACGGCAUCUUCUCCGGACCCAGCUUCCGGAAUGGUCUGCCGCUUAUAUCAACUACAAGGGAUUGAAGAAGCUCAUUAAAGCUGCUGUUGCUACCGUGAAGACUGGCAACGAUCCUGACUUGGCUGAGUUCUUCUUUACCUUGGAUCGAAACCUCGAAGAUGUCGACGACUUCUAUAACAAGAAAUUUGGAGAUGCGUCAAGGAGACUGAACCUUCUCAAGGAGAGAUACGGCUCAUCGAAGGAAGCAUUCGAAACAUUGGAUCUCAAUGAUAUCGAAGAGCUUCGGGGUGCUCUUUUGGAGCUCCGCGAUCAGUUAAGGAAGAUACAAUGGUUCGGUGACUUGAAUCGAAGAGGGUUUAUCAAGAUCACAAAGAAGCUUGAUAAAAAGGUACCAAAUGUAUGCACCAAGGAACGGUACUUGGCUUCGAAGGUUGACUUGAAACCCUUCGCCACAAACGUGCGAGUGGAGGAGUUGAAAGGCACAGUGAACGGAUUGCUGUCCAUCCUUGGGGAUAUUCAGCCCAACAUGGAUGGCUCUGAUGCACAGUCUGUUCACUCGGUACACUCGAUCAAACGGGUAUCUUCCAGGUCCAUAUUCAACUUGCCCAAGGGACUUCUUGAUACCGUUGACCAAGCCAUUCGGAGCGAUGAUGUACCCACGCUCGAAGAGGCUCUUGCAGAGGCUAAUCUCGAACCUAAUGAGCCCGCAAUGCAAAAGCUUUUGGUCAGUCUGUUGCAGCGCUGCAUAUCUUGCAAGUCAAAGCAAUGCAUCAGCUACCUUCUCAAGCACAUUACAUCUCUGGAUGAGACCGACGAUAUCAACAAGCGUAAUUGCUUGCACCGUCUGGUCAUCUCCAUUGGACGUGCAAAGUCCACUCGUACUGGACUUGAAAAUUCGGCAGCUCUCCUCACCGUUGACCAAAACGAUUCUCGCUUCCUCACGCCUGCGGCAUCUCCUCCUCUGGGACCCGCACGCAGCACUCUUAAAGAGUCUUCUUUAUUGAGCAUGGAUGAUGAAUACGUGAAACUCUUGGAUUAUGUUUUGAAGACUGUGGAGCCACAUCAUCGUGUUGCGUUGAAGUCGAAAGACACAUAUGGACGUCUGCCUCUACAUUAUGCAGCUCAAUUUGGCUUCGUAGUUAUUUGCGAGCUUGUCAUGAAGUACAUGCAACAAUGGGGACAAUUCAAUGUCGAGAAUGGUAUUGAUGCCCCAGAAUGGCAAGACAACGAUGGACAGGCCCCGUUGCAUCUUAGCGUCAUCGGAGGUCAUGCUUUGACCACACAGGCUCUUUUAAAGGGAGAGAAUUGGCAAGGCCGCAACGAUCAAAAAGCAGCUAUGAGACGAGACAUUUCGAAAUCCAGUGCUGUCUUGGCCAUGGCUACCAAGUCUAAUUUUACCCUUAUUGUCAAGCUGCUUGUCGACGCUGGUGUUGACAUCAACUGGCAAGACCCCGCGGGCGAGACCUCUCUUCACAUUGCCGCAAGAUUUGGCCAUGCUGAAUGUGCUCGCAUGUUGCUUCAAGGAACAAUGGAACAGAAGGCAAAUAUUGAUCUCACGGAGAACACGUUUUCUUGGACUCCGCUACACAUUGCCUCGGUCGAUGGACACCUGCCAAUUGUUGAGCUGCUCAUUGCAGCUGGUGCUGACAUCAACAAGCCUGAUGGAUCCGGAUGGUUGGCAAGAGAGCAUGCAGCUCUUCGUGGUCAUAUGGACAUAGCUGCAAAGCUAGCUCAGGCAAGCUCGGUGGCUUCAAGUCCAGAAUCGGAACCAUCCGCGCGUACCAGAGAUUCUUCUCCUCCAAAUCUAUCUUCGAUUGGAACAGCUCGAUCGCAGAUGACCAAGGUUGAGACUACAGAGCCUGUCAAAACCUUUGGUCAUCGUUACCUCACGAACGAGAGUAUGGUCCUGGUCAGUCUGGGAUCUAUGGAUAUGAGGAAAAAUGUACCAGCAGUCAAGCUCGACAGAAUUCCUAUCGCUGAAGCACAUUCCACGCAGCUUGAUACUUCGCUCUCUGUUAUUGUCAGCGCCAAAGGAGCCACAGGAGAACCAACUACCAUCGAUCUUCCAGUACCAGACAACAUCUCGACGGAGCCAAUGGUCUUUACUGCAGCCGAUGCGGCCAAGGUCAAGCUGUAUUUCGACAUUGUCCCAACUUAUUCUGGUCACCAAGAAGACAAAGUCGGAAGAGGUGUCGCCAUCUUGGGCAGUAUCAAGCAAGCGAUCGGUGUCUCAAGAAUGAAUUUGCAAGGAGAUGUUAGUGUUCCGAUCAUGAGCACGGAUCUUGAGGUUAUCGGAGUUGUUAACUUCAACUUCCUGGUCAUAACACCGUUCUCUCACCCAAAUAUGUCUAUCACAACAAAACAGACUUACUGGAAGGAAGUAUCAUCUACCAUGAUCAUUGGACACAGAGGACUCGGCAAAAACAUCGCCUCAAACAGAUCGUUGCAGCUGGGUGAGAACACGCUGCAGUCAUUCAUCGCCGCAACGAAUCUUGGCGCCAACUAUGUCGAGUUUGAUGUCCAACUGACCAAAGAUCUUGUCCCUGUCAUUUACCAUGACUUCCUGGUCAGCGAAACAGGAAUCGAUGCUCCUGUUCAUACACUCACUGCUGAACAAUUUUUGCACGUUAAUGAUGCAACUCCCAGAGCUUCUCGACCACCGACCCCGCCAAGAGAUAACCCGAAGGAUGAUGCCAAGGACAAUCCUCAAUUCAGAGUAGUUCGUGGAGCGGAGCGUGUCCGUUCAUUGUCUAUGGGCCAUUUACUACCCGACAUCGAUAUGGCUGAGAAGAUGAAGCAUACUCGAGAUUUCAAGGAGAAAGGGUUCAAAGCUAAUUCCCGUGGUAACUUCAUCCAAGCACCUUUCACCACCCUCGAAGAGAUGUUUCUCACGCUCGAGGAGCGUGUGGGAUUCAAUAUUGAGAUGAAGUAUCCCAUGUUGCACGAGUCAGAGGAGCACGACAUGGAUGCUUAUGCUGUGGAACUUAACAGCUUCGUUGAUACCGUACUCAACAAGGUGUAUGAUCUUUGCAAAAAGCGCAAGAUCAUUUUCAGCAGUUUCAAUCCCGACAUCUGCCUCUUGUUGAGUUUCAAGCAGCCUAGUAUUCCGGUCUUGUUCUUAACUGAUGCUGGCACAUGCCCAGUCGGUGAUAUCAGAGCCAGCAGUCUUCAAGAAGCUAUUCGCUUUGCAAGCCGCUGGAACUUGUUGGGUGUUGUGAGUGCUGCUGAGCCGUUGUGCAACAGUCCAAGAUUGGUGAAGGUCGUCAAAGAUAGUGGACUGGUUUGCGUCAGUUAUGGAACACUAAACAAUGAUGAGGAGAAAGUUGAUCAACAAGUUAGAGAGGGAAUCGACGCAGUCAUCGUCGACAACGUGCUGAAGAUUUACAAGGGAAUGUCAAAGAAUGCAGCAAAGUUGACAGAUCCAACAACUUUGAAGGCAGCAAACUUGAUCAGUGGCAUUGGCAAUGUGGAUGAAUCAGUGGAAGUUUAGAUUGAUUCCGGGGUUGUUAGAAGCGUUGAGCGGCAUAGUCAUGCGAAAAGCGAAGGGUUCUGUCUUUGCGAUGGAUUGGGCAUUUAUUUGGAGUUGGCGAAGGUGGCAAAAAACAAUAGACUUGCCGCGUUGCUAGGCAUUCAUUACGAGGCAUUUGGAUAGGAGUUAUGACAUUGCUUUUGGGACAAAGUCUUUCGUGCCAAAACUGUUCUUGAUGUGUGCGUUCAUUCUGAAAGCAAGGAGGAAGGAAGAACGACUGGAAUGAAGGCCUUACCACUGCCGCUUCAGGCAAAAUGCGGAGUGUAGCUCUUCAACUCUCACUUCAAGUUUUGCAUGACUGACAAUGUGUGUAAGAGUGUUCUUGUGGUAUGAGUGAUAGACAAGAGAUUGCCUGUAUUUUCUUCCUCCACCUGUGAACUUGUGACGGCAUUUUCUGGUGACAUCGACAUCCUACGAAAGGGCGUGACUAAGACAACUUAGUCACACAUUCCUGCAGAUGGUGCAAUUCGGGAAGCAGUUGCAGAAUAUACUAGUUCAAAGUUCCCGAGCUCUUCAUGGAAACCUAAAGUAUAGUGUUCAAAGAGAAAUACUGGGACCUGGGAUUUGAUGUUGUGAUACUCCGUACUUCCUCUUUAGAUCCACCAUCGAGGCUAAUUCGCGGCCCCUCCCUCCUGCGACGUCAUUGGUCCACAUCCCACCAACGAUCCAUCGAAGCCUCACCUCAAGGUUAGGCUUGAAUCGACCAUCCAUCAACAACCUCC